GUAAAGAUUCAUCCUGUGUUGGGCUCAAUUGAGCCCGAAAAACAUCAAUCAAUGAAAAACUUAAUAAAAUACAAAAAAAUUCUACUACGACGACGCGUUUAGAGUGCAGAGGAGCUGAGGAAGAUGUGCCUUUUGUUUUGUUCAUCUUCUUCCUUUUUCUCCGAUCCUGUUCUUCCUCCAUCCUGUUAGUUAGGGUUUGCAGAGUUGCAAUUUCCCUUUGAGUUGUGCACGCUCACUGUUCCCACUUCCCAAUAUCAGGCCCCUAUGAUGAGAUGCUCCGUUGUUUAGACUGGUAUUUGAUUUGUUUCGACGGGACAUUGGAAUCUUGAAGUACUUCCGUAUUCUGUGGUUUGGGUAAUUCGCCAAAUCGAAGAUUGCAACCGUCUGGCUUUUGUUCCUCUGGUGGCUGGUGCUGCUGCUUGAAUGAUGUUUCACCCUGGAGGAAUUCCUAAACAAACUUGUAGUCUACUUGCUGUCACAUGUGGCAAAAGCGUUGAGCAUGAGUUCGAGAAGAAACCCACUAAGAAUCAGCUCAAAUAUCCUUUUCCCGAGUUAACUUCUUCAGGGCGUCUGGAGCCUUUAAUGCAGAUUCAAACUCUAAAAAAUCCAGAAAAAGAACAGUUUCGAAAAGUUCUCGAGUCUUAUCAACCAAAUUUUGUAUAUUUGCAAGGAGAACAGCUUGCUAAUGGUGAAGUUGGUUCUUUGGUCUGGCAAGGCGAAGAAUUGGCCACCUCUGAAGCUAUAUUAGAGCUCUUUGAUCCCACAUUGCCAACAGCUGUGUACUUGGAAAUCCCAAAUGGGGAAAAAUUGGCAGAAGCUCUUCAUCUUAAGGGAGUUGCAUAUGUGAUUUAUUGGAAAAAUGCUUUUUCUUGUUAUGCUGCUUGCCAUUUUCGUCAAGCAUUUCUUUCAGUGGUGCAGAGCUCUUCUACGCAUACGUGGGAUGCCUUUCAUCUUGCCCGUGCUUCUUUUGAGUUUUACUGUGUUCAAAACAAUCAAGUCCUUCCCGGUGAGAAACAUGAUUCUAGUGACAAUGUAGGGCCACACCUUCUUGGAGACUGUCUUCAGAUCAAUGUUGACCCUCCUGAGGUGUGUGAAGAUGAUGAGGAAAGUUCCUCAGGCAGUCUUCCUGCUAUAAAGAUACAUGAUGAUGAAGUGAACUUGAGAUUUCUCAUCUGUGGUGCGCCUUCCAUUGUGGAUGAGUCACUGUUGAGAUCAUUGGAGGAUGGACUCAAAUCACUCUUAAUCAUUGAAAUACGGGGGAGCAAGCUCCAUGGCAAGUUUAGUGCUCCCCCACCACCUCUUCAAGCAGCCACUUUUUCUCGAGGAGUUGUUACCAUGCGAUGUGAUAUAUCAACCUGUAGUUCAGCCCAUAUCUCACUUCUGGUGUCUGGUAGUGCUCAAACGUGCUUCAAUGAUCAGUUAUUGGAGAAUCAUAUAAAAAAUGAGAUAAUUGAGAAGAAUCAACUAGUUCAUGCCCAAAUUGAUGAGGGAAACAAACAGCAUGUCUCUGAACCUCGUAGAUCUGCCUCAAUUGCUUGUGGAGCAGCUGUAUUUGAAGUUUGCUUGAAGCUUCCUCUAUGGGCUUCGCAGGUUUUGCGACAGCUAGCUCCAAAUGUUACUUAUCGAAGUUUAGUUGUACUUGGGAUUGCUAGCAUUCAGGGGUUGCCUAUUGCUUCAUUUGGGGAAGAUGAUGCUGAGCGCCUUCUUUUCUUUUAUCAAAGUCAAGGGAAAGAUAGUGGUGGAGGCAAAAUCAUUUUCAGCAGCCCCCCUGGUUGGUUGAAACCACCCCCUCCUACUAGAAAAAGGUAUGAGCCAAGUCAAGAGGCAAGCCCUGGCCUUCAAGAUGGUGUUUUAACUGGGCAAAGUACUAUUCAAAGAAUAGAUGAAGAGGAAAAGGAUACAAGAAUGGUGAAUGGAAUUGGCACAUCCUUAACUCCAGCUAGGCAGAGAUUAAAAGUGUCUGCAAUGAGGCCCAUCCCUCAUGUUCAUCGCCAUAGAAUGACACUCUUUUCUGGACCUUCUGAGACAGAUGGUUAUGAUGGUGCCCAAGUUGAAGCUAGUUUACCAGUUGUUGUCCCUGCAAAGCGCAGUACUACUGGUUCAAGUUCUGCAACACAGAGAAGGUCAUUUUCAGGCUCAGCUCAGUCUAAACAGAUUAUUUCCUUGAACCCACUGCCCUUGAAAAAACAUGGUUGUGGCAGAGGCCCGAUCCAAACUUGCUCUGAGGAGGAAUUUUUGAAAGAUGUCAUGGAGUUUCUAAUGCUUCGAGGACAUAGUCGAUUAAUCCCUCAAGGAGGGCUUGCUGAGUUUCCUGAUGCCAUACUCAAUGGGAAACGACUUGAUCUCUACAACUUGUAUAAAGAGGUGGUUACCAGGGGAGGAUUCCAUGUUGGCAAUGGCAUCAAUUGGAAAGGGCAAAUCUUCUCAAAGAUGCGCAAUUACACAACCACCAAUAGAAUGACUGGCGUUGGAAAUACACUCAAAAGGCAUUAUGAAACUUACCUUCUCGAAUAUGAGUUAGCUCAUGAUGAUGUUGAUGGGGAGUGCUGCUUGUUGUGUCACAGUAGUGCUGCCGGGGAUUGGGUGAAUUGUGGCAUAUGUGGCGAGUGGGCCCACUUUGGCUGUGACAGACGUCAAGGUCUUGGUGCAUUUAAGGAUUAUGCAAAAACAGAUGGUCUAGAAUAUAUUUGUCCUCAUUGUAGCAUUACAAAUUUCAAGAAGAAACCCUCAGGUGUUGCUAAUGGGUUUUCUCAGGGGUCAAUGGCAUCAAAACUCCUUUGAUAUAGUUCGGUCUCUCCCUUCCUCCAUUAACAAGCCAUGCUAGUUCCUUCUUGUGUUGGAAUCAUCUGUAACCAUUAUGUUCUAUAUAGAUUAUAGGAUUUUAGGGGCAAAAGUGAGAAUUAGGUCUUAAUUCUUAAGAAAUACUGAUUUCACUAGGAAUAGGCUCUCCUCCCCCUCCCACAUCCCUACCUCCAAUCAUUAUUGUUAUUUUUUGGUCCUUAGAUUUGAAGUUCAUAUUAUUGAACUUCAACGGCUUUUGCAUCCCAUCAAGGGCUCCAAUAUGAUUAAGGACAUGAGGUCUCUGUUCGCGGAUUUGCUGACAUUUUGUAAUAUAAUCAUGUAACGAAUGACAAGUCUUAUUCUACUUUAUAACAGACUUGUGCAUAUUCAGUAUA
Prosopis cineraria is the source of this 3176-nucleotide messenger RNA. RefSeq names its product AT-rich interactive domain-containing protein 4-like. The record is from RefSeq and is a predicted model, not a curated record. Gene Ontology annotation, molecular function: DNA binding. Bases 424 to 2781 code for a protein of 785 amino acids. NCBI's taxonomy places the organism in Eukaryota, Viridiplantae, Streptophyta, Magnoliopsida, Fabales, Fabaceae. The transcript has 15 exons.